Molecule: messenger RNA, 2410 nt
Organism: Arabidopsis thaliana (thale cress)
Lineage: Eukaryota; Viridiplantae; Streptophyta; Magnoliopsida; Brassicales; Brassicaceae
Gene: CRK39
Product: cysteine-rich RLK (RECEPTOR-like protein kinase) 39
Exons: 6
Coding region: 83-1846 (587 amino acids)
Biological process (GO): response to abscisic acid
Cellular component (GO): membrane
Molecular function (GO): protein kinase activity; ATP binding; protein serine kinase activity
Source: RefSeq, marked reviewed
GUUGUCUCAAGUCACCUUAUAAUAUACAAAAGCUCUAUAGUAAUUGAUUAUCCUCGUAACAAUAACGUAUGAUCAAAAAGAUAUGGGGAAAUACUCUGUUUUGAUGAUCUUUAUCGCUUCUUCUCUUCUUAUUGUCCUUCAAAACGUGGAAAUCGUUAACGCCGUCGGAUGUACCGGAAGCUUCUUCAACGGUAAUAGCAGCUACGCUCAGAAUCGCCGCGAUCUCUUCUCUACUCUUCCUAAUAAAGUCGUCACCAACGGUGGAUUCUACAACUCUUCACUCGGCAAAAGUCCCAACAUAGUUCAUGCUGUUGCUCUCUGCGGAAGAGGAUACGAGCAACAAGCUUGUAUCAGGUGUGUCGACAGUGCGAUACAGGGUAUACUAACGACAACGAGUUGUCUAAACCGCGUGGAUUCAUUCACGUGGGACAAAGACGAGGAAGACAAUGUUUCUUGUCUUGUAAGUACCUCAAACCACUCAACUUUUGGGAACCUCGAGCUUAGACCUUCUGUUAGAUACCAAAGUCCGAAUAGUAUCGAGCCAUCGAAAAACAUGACUCUUUUCGAACAAGAAUGGAAUGCAAUGGCUAAUCGGACCGUCGAGUCUGCCACAGAAGCUGAAACUUCCUCGGUACUUAAGUACUAUAGUGCCGAAAAAGCCGAGUUCACAGAGUUUCCAAAUGUUUACAUGCUGAUGCAAUGCACACCCGACAUAACUUCCCAAGAUUGCAAAACAUGUCUGGGAGAAUGCGUGACGCUUUUCAAAGAACAGGUUUGGGGAAGACAAGGAGGCGAGGUUUAUCGUCCGAGCUGUUUUUUCAGGUGGGAUCUAUAUGCUUUCCAUGGUGCUUUUGAUAAUGUAACAAGAGUUCCUGCGCCUCCUCGACCUCAAGCUCAGGGAAACGAGAGCUCUAUAACAAAAAAGAAAGGAAGAAGCAUUGGAUAUGGUGGAAUUAUUGCAAUAGUUGUGGUUCUUACUUUCAUUAAUAUUUUGGUGUUUAUUGGCUAUAUCAAAGUCUAUGGACGUAGGAAAGAAUCAUACAACAAAAUCAAUGUUGGAAGUGCAGAGUACUCUGAUUCUGAUGGUCAAUUCAUGUUACGGUUUGAUCUUGGUAUGGUCUUAGCGGCUACCGAUGAAUUCUCAUCGGAAAAUACGCUUGGCCAAGGUGGAUUUGGUACGGUCUAUAAGGGGACAUUACUAAACGGGCAAGAGGUAGCGGUGAAGAGGUUAACAAAAGGUUCAGGACAAGGAGAUAUAGAGUUCAAGAAUGAGGUUUCGCUAUUGACAAGACUCCAGCAUAGGAAUCUAGUUAAGCUUCUUGGAUUUUGUAAUGAAGGAGAUGAACAGAUUCUUGUUUACGAGUUCGUUCCCAAUUCAAGUCUUGAUCACUUUAUCUUCGAUGAUGAGAAGCGUUCACUUCUUACAUGGGAGAUGAGAUACAGAAUUAUAGAAGGCAUUGCUCGAGGUCUUCUUUAUCUUCAUGAAGACUCGCAGCUAAAGAUUAUUCACCGAGACUUGAAGGCAAGCAACAUACUUUUAGACGCAGAGAUGAACCCUAAAGUUGCAGAUUUCGGGACAGCGAGGUUGUUCGACUCCGAUGAGACUCGAGCUGAAACAAAAAGAAUAGCUGGAACCCGUGGAUAUAUGGCUCCUGAAUACUUGAAUCAUGGACAAAUCUCAGCUAAAUCUGACGUUUAUAGCUUCGGUGUUAUGCUUCUAGAGAUGAUUAGUGGUGAAAGAAACAAUAGCUUCGAAGGAGAAGGACUUGCAGCUUUUGUAAGCUUCUUCACAUAUAUAUAUUUUUUUGAAUACCAGGAGGUUCUGGGCCGAAACCACAGCAUGUAAUAUUAGUUUCGUCCCAAGCGUCACUCGAACCGGCGACCUCUAAGUUUCUUCACAUAUCAGUUUUUGUUUUUCUAAUCUUCAAAAACUUUUGGUGUAGGCAUGGAAAAGAUGGGUUGAAGGAAAGCCUGAGAUUAUAAUUGAUCCGUUCUUAAUAGAGAAACCAAGAAAUGAGAUCAUAAAGUUGAUCCAAAUUGGUUUGUUGUGUGUUCAAGAGAAUCCAACAAAGAGACCAACAAUGAGCUCUGUAAUAAUUUGGCUUGGUAGUGAGACAAAUAUCAUUCCUUUACCUAAAGCUCCUGCUUUCACUGGAAGUCGAUCCCAAUCUGAAAUUGGUGCAAUGUCAAUGAGCGACGAUGUCUUCACGGAGUUAAGUUGUCGUUGAGUUAAUCAGAAUGUUGGUUCCAAAAGGGAGUUAUCGUUAGUUCAAUUAGCUAAUUCAAAUGUGCUUUUUAAAGUAUAUGUUGUGUAUGUCAUCUAAUAGUAAUACUUUUAGGUAUUUUGAGUGAAUGUAAGGAGAUGAAAAAAUUGUAUGAAUUAUUUAUACAUUUUUGUUUUAAAACUACC